Messenger RNA from Argentina anserina (silverweed cinquefoil), 3608 nucleotides. Its product is annotated as probable LRR receptor-like serine/threonine-protein kinase At1g12460. Bases 584 to 3232 code for a protein of 882 amino acids. The transcript has 2 exons. Gene Ontology annotation, biological process: protein phosphorylation. Gene Ontology annotation, molecular function: protein kinase activity; ATP binding; protein binding. The record is from RefSeq and is a predicted model, not a curated record. NCBI's taxonomy places the organism in Eukaryota, Viridiplantae, Streptophyta, Magnoliopsida, Rosales, Rosaceae.
GCAUGCACGUGGUGUUUGCAUCCGAUUUCAGCUUAGUGGAGGCAAAACUAAGCAGUUCUCAGAGUACUAUUAUAACCAGUUGCACUAUUUUUGGGGCUCUCUCUCUCUCUCUCUCACCUUCCUUUACAGCCAAGCCAAGCCAAGCCAGGCCAGGCCAGAGAGAGUGGUUACCAUUUCCUGACCUUCAUUUUUGUAUAGCCCACACCUCACUGCCUUCCACUAUUCUUCUCUAUUCUCUCUCUAGCUUUGUUUCAAUCUGAAAACUCAAACUUUUGGUACUUGGGUUCAACCCAGGAACACACACCUUCAUAAAGCUAUGAUCUUUAACUGUUCUGAUUAGUUCCUGAGGAACCCAGAAGCAAAAUCCAGAUUCUCUGUUCAAAUGUGGUGUAUUUCUAUGAGGUUUCUGCAAUUCCGGUGAGAGACCCAGAAGUGAAAAUGCUGCUGUUUGGUCAUGAUCCUGAUGGAGAUUCUGGGAUCAAUGGAAGCAGAGUAGCAGGAGGACUUGGAUCUUAUCUCAAUUAGGUCCAACUACCAUAAUGCCAAACGGGUACCCUUUUAAUCAGCAUUAACUCUGUUUAGCAUGAGAAAGCUUCAUACUUUUUGUCUUUCUCAUGCUCUUUUGUGCUUUCUUUGUUUCUAUAUUGGAAUCAUUGCUAUUCAAUCAGUAACUGAGAAAGAGAUUCUGCUUCAUUUUAAAGGAAAUGUAACUAAUGAUCCUCACAAUAGCUUAGGGUCAUGGAUUGUUGGUGGAAAUCCUUGCCAGGAUUUUAGUGGUGUGUUCUGUAACACUGAUGGGUUUGUAGAUAAGAUAGUUCUCUGGAAUACUAGUAUAGCGGGAGUGUUGCCCCCUGCUUUAGCCGAGUUGAAGUCAUUGAGGGUUUUGACAUUGUUUGGGAACAGGUUUGUGGGAAAUUUACCACAAGAGUAUGCUGAUAUUCAAACCUUGUGGAAAAUUAAUGUUAGCUCAAAUGCGUUAUCUGGGUUGAUACCUGAGUUUAUAGGUGAUUUGCCAAACAUUAGGCUUCUGGAUUUGUCAAGGAAUGGUUUUACUGGGGAGAUUCCAACAGCUUUAUUUAAGAGCUGUAACAAAACCAAGUUCAUUUCUUUGUCACAUAACAGUCUUCAGGGUAAAAUUCCAGAAUCAUUGGUUAAUUGCUUGAAUCUUGAAGGGUUUGACUUCUCUUCCAACAACCUCAGUGGUGGGGUUCCUUUGAGAAUAUGUGAUAUUCCAAGAUUAGAUUUUGUAUCAGUGAGAAGCAAUGUGUUAUCAGGGACUGUUGUGCAGCAGCUUUCAGCUUGUAAGAGCUUGAAACUACUGGAUCUUGGUAGCAAUUUGUUUACUGGUGAAGCGCCAUUUGAGAUUGUUGGAUUAAGCAAUCUUUCAUAUUUCAAUGUGUCUCAUAAUCAGUUUAAUGGGAAGAUUCCUGAGAUCACAUCUUGUAGUGAGACAAUGGAGUAUUUGGAUGCUUCGUGGAAUAAUUUGGAAGGAGUGGUUCCUUUGAGCAUUGCAAAAUGUAAAAGUCUCAAGGUUUUAGAGUUGGGAUUUAACAGACUGACUGGGAGCAUCCCGGAGGUGCUUGGGGACCUGGAUAGGCUUUUGGUGAUUCAGUUAUGCAAUAAUUCACUAAGUGGAAUGAUUCCAAAGACGUUGACAAACAUUCAGCUGCUUCAGGUUUUGGAUUUGCACAAUCUCAACCUUGUUGGUGAAAUUCCCAAUGAUAUAAGCAAUUGCAUGUUUCUUCGAGAGCUGGAUGUCUCUGGUAAUGCUUUACAAGGAGAGAUACCUCAGAAGCUUUACAACAUGACUUACCUAGAAAUCCUUGACCUGCAUAAAAAUCAGCUCAAUGGAAGCAUCCCACAAGAGCUUGGAAACCUGUCCAGAUUACAAUUCCUGGAUUUGUCACAAAAUUUUCUUACUGGCUUGAUUCCUUCUUCUCUCAGAAAUCUAUCAAAAUUGACCUAUUUAAACCUCUCCUCCAAUGAUCUAUCAGGCAUUAUCCCCAAAGAAGUCCAAGAUUAUGGCCCCUUGGCUUUCAUUAACAAUCCCUAUCUGUGUGGUGCCCCCCUGGACCAGCCUUGCUUAAAUGGUAAUGGUACUGGAAUUUCUACUUCAAAGAAACCCAAGGCUCUUAGGUUGUCUGCCAUCAUUGCAAUUGUUGCUGCUGCACUGAUUCUUGCUGGAGUUUGUCUUGUAUUCAUAAUGAACAUCAUAGCUCGCAGAAAGAAGAUAGAUGAUGUGACAAUGGUCGUUGAGAGCACACCACUUGGUUCAACUGAUUCAAAUGUCAUUAUUGGGAAGUUGGUUCUCUUCAGCAAAAGUUUGCCCUCAAGAUAUGAAGACUGGGAAUCAGGCACAAAAGCUUUGCUUGACAAAGAAUGUAUAAUAGGUGGUGGAUCCCUUGGUACUGUCUACAGAACUACUUUCGAAGGUGGCAUCUCAAUUGCAGUGAAGAAGCUUGAGACUCUAGGAAGGGUCAGAAACCAAGAGGAAUUUGAGCAAGAAAUUGGACGACUGGGGAACCUUCGGCAUUCCAAUUUAGUAGCGUUUCAAGGUUACUACUGGUCCUCAACAAUGCAGUUAAUGCUAUCAGAGUUUGUCCCAAAUGGAAACCUGUAUGACAAUCUACAUGGUCUUCAUUACCCUGGAACAAGCUCUAGCAUUGGGAAUAGUGAACUCUAUUGGUCUCGGAGAUAUAAGAUUGCUCUUGGAACAGCAAAAGCUAUUGCCUACCUUCACCAUGACUGUAGACCUCCUCUUCUCCAUCUCAACAUCAAAUCCACCAACAUACUCUUAGAUGAAAACUAUGAGGCCAAGUUGUCUGAUUAUGGACUAGGAAAGUUGCUUCCCAUUUUGGAUAAUCAUGGUUUAACCAAAUACCACAAUGCUGUAGGGUAUGUUGCACCAGAGUUGGCUCAGAGUUUAAGACUAAGUGAGAAAUGUGAUGUGUAUAGCUUUGGAGUAAUUCUUUUGGAGUUGGUGACAGGAAGAAAACCAGUGGAGAGUACAGAAAAUCAGGUUGUGGUAUUAUGUGAAUAUGUUAGGGGCUUAUUGGAGGGUGGCUUUGCUUCAAAUUGCUUUGAUAGAAGCUUGAGGGGUUUUGUAGAGAAUGAUCUGAUUCAGGUUAUGAAGUUGGGAUUGAUUUGUACAUCUGAGCUCCCUUCAAGAAGACCAAGCAUGGCUGAAGUUGUUCAGUUUCUUGAGUCCAUCAGAAAUGGGUCAGAAUCAUAGUCAAGUUGAAGCUGCAAAACUAUGUUCUCAAUUAAGUCAAUUCAGCCUCAGAUCAUUAAUUCAUUUUAUACCAGAGUAAAGUCACAGAGCUAGAGUUAGAUGGAAGGGAACUCGGAUCAGUUGGGGGAGUAUAAGGUUUUUACAUAUAGGAAAAAGAAUAGAAUUCUUUUGUAAUCAUUCGAGAUUUUACCCUAAUAAAAUGUUUUCAUAGUCUUCCACUCUUCCUGCAAAUAAAAACAUCCCUUUGACCAUGUUUAAUAUGACAGUCAACUGACUCGACUGCAAAUAAGAACAUGACUAUUGCAACCUGGCAGGUAACAUUUAACCAGGUGCUCUUUUCUUCGUGUCAUGUUUCUUUUGGACUGAAUCUUUUUUU